AUCUAUUCAAACAUCCUCUGAGUAACUAAUUUGUUUUUUAAUUGGUGUCCAUGUUGUGCUAUCAAUUCAGAUCACGUGUUACACCUUUUCAUAAUAAACAUUCCUUUUCGAAAAAAAUUAAAAAUGCAGUCCAGCAUAGACGUUAAGCAACCAUAGAUGUGUGAUUAUUAACAUUACUAUUGCAGAGGAACUAUUUUUAAAUCAUGACAUGAUAUACAUUUAAGGAACAAUUGCAAGUUAUUAGCAACUUUAGCAAUAGCAAUAAUAAAUGAGAGUUACAAUUUGUUGAAGUCACCAUUCGUGAAACUGUGUUAUUUGUGAAAAGAGAUUAUCCAACAGCGUCAGAACUAAUAAUGGGUGCAUCGUGCUGUAAAGGUGAGGAUAAGAGUUCAGCUGCUACCGAACCAAAAGUUUGCCACAAGUGCAAAGAGCAGGUCAAAGGAGGAGUGCUAACAGCUUUAGGUAAGACAUGGCAUCCUGACCAUUUCUGCUGCAAUGAAUGCAAAAAUCCGAUAACUGAGAAUUCAUUCCACACUAAAGAUGAUUUUCCUUACUGUACGCCUUGCCAUACUAAGCUUUUUGCGUCUAUUUGCCAUGCCUGUGACCAACCAAUUUUGGACAAAUGCGUUCAAGCGAUGGGAGUCAACUGGCACGAAGACCAUUUCUUGUGCGAAGACUGCAAAACCAAAUUAAUUGGACAACAAUUCAUGGACGUCGCAGGACUUCCUCGUUGCCAGAAAUGCUACAUUGCCAAACAUGCAGAUAAGUGUAAAGGUUGUGGCAAACCAAUCCCUGAUAAGGCUAUCGUAGCUUUGGAUGCUAAAUGGCAUCAAAUGUGCUUCAGAUGUUCAAAAUGCUCGAAACCUAUCAUGAAGGACCAGUCAUUCCAAGUAGAUAGCGGCAGGCCCCACUGCGUCAAGUGUUAAUUUCAGCAGCUAUUUAUUUCAUUGGUUAUGUUCUAGCUAAUGUAUGAUCUAUCGAACAUGGCCUGUAUUUUCUACACAAACAAUACAACACACUCUCGCAAAACGUAUUAAAUUUACACAUUGACAAGUUAUUAUUAUACAAAUAUUCUAUGUAUUAUGUUUAUUUUAUAAAAUUUGAGCUUUUUAUCAUGUUAAAAUAAAGUUUUCGCCAAGAA
Messenger RNA from Diabrotica virgifera virgifera (western corn rootworm), 1141 nucleotides. RefSeq names its product paxillin-B. The coding region runs from base 354 to 926 and encodes 190 amino acids. Gene Ontology annotation, molecular function: transcription coregulator activity. NCBI's taxonomy places the organism in Eukaryota, Metazoa, Arthropoda, Insecta, Coleoptera, Chrysomelidae. Gene Ontology annotation, cellular component: nucleus; Z disc. The record is from RefSeq and is a predicted model, not a curated record. The transcript is spliced from 7 exons.